Molecule: messenger RNA, 2056 nt
Organism: Hydractinia symbiolongicarpus
Lineage: Eukaryota; Metazoa; Cnidaria; Hydrozoa; Anthoathecata; Hydractiniidae
Exons: 9
Coding region: 150-938 (262 amino acids)
Source: RefSeq, a predicted model, not a curated record
AAGCAUUAAGAAUAAAAUAAUGUAGAUAGAUUUUGACAUAAAGUUUAUAAGUUGGUUGGAUUUGAAUAGAAUUGUGAAAAAAGCUAGGUGAAGUUUGUUAGCUAGAUAAAGUUGUUGUGUAAUGACAAGUAGACUAAAAAUAUAAAAAAAUGGCCCAACCACCACCAUAUUAUGGCCAACCAACUGCUCCUGGAUAUGCAUAUCCACCGCAACAACCUAUGCAGCAUAAUGUUAUCAUUCAAAAUCCACCACAACCAGUGUAUGUUCAGCCACAACAAAAGAGUCACUCUGAAAAACUUGCUAGUGGUGUUGGUGGAGCGUUUGCAUCUGCUUUCCGUUCUGGUGGGCAGCUGGUCAAGGGCUCUGGUAAAUCAGCUUCAUCAUUAGCAAGCUCGGUGGGAGGUGCUGCAGCUGGUAUUGUUAAGUCUAGUGCGAAUUUAGCUGGUGAUGCUGCAAAGGGUUUUAAAGAUGAAGCUGACAGAACAGCUACUAGUCCAUUAUUGAACUGCUUCUUACCAGGUAGUGGUAUUCAACUGGUGAGCAAAGCUAGUAAAGGUUGUUUACGUUGCUUGCCUGAUGGUAACUUGGAUGGAAGAGGUGCUCUUGGACUCGACUACUCCUGUCAUUGGUUGGUUGUAAAUCGAUGGGAAAAUAAAGUGAUCCUACGUAAUGGUGCAUUUCCACAAUAUCAUCUGGCGAACGCAGGUGGUCGCACUACUGCAACGGGUGUGGGUGAUCGAGCAAGCACGUUUAAACUACACGAAACAAUGAGUCAUUACGUCACCUUUCAACACGACAUGACUGGUCAAUAUGUCGGUGUGGACCAACAACAAAAUCUUGUACCAGCACCGCAAGUGACUAGCGGUGGAUUGAACUCGUUGUUCGAAGUACACUUAGUGUAUAGUCCCAGUGGGCACACUUACAAACCUAUACAUUAAUGACGUCAUCGAAAAUGGUUUUGGACACCAACAAGUGAUAUUGUAUUGUACUGAUAUUGUCUGGAUCUCCGUUAUAUUUCGAAUGUAUAUAAUAGAAUUGUAGUAUAUGUUUAAAUUUAGUCACCGUGAGUGAGUGUGAUGACGUCAGUGCGUAGCGAUGAUAUCGUUUGGAUGUUGAGUGGCUCUUAAGCUGUCGUUUUCUUUCUUUUGUUUUGUUAGACGUGAGUAUUUUAAUGACUGAUUUUCUUGCUUUUUACAAAAUAAACAGUGGGCAUACUCCAGCUCAUUAAAAAUGUAAAAAUAUUCUCUUGGCGUGUACGGUAUAAUCGUUUUUAAAAACUGUGGUAGGCUGAACUAGUGUGACGUCGAUAAUUAAAUAGUAAUAUGUUGAAAAUUACCAUUGAUGAUAGAUCAAUAAAGCGUCCGAUUGGUUCUUAAUUGCGUCAUUUUUAACCAAUUAUAUUUCUCGAUUUCUAUGUCAGGUAAUUAUAUCGGAACAUUGUGUCAAUGUUUUUUUGGUGUUACUGCUGUUGUCAACCUCGUUCCCAGGGCUCUGUUUCUUCUCUCCGUUCGAGAUUGUCAGAAAGAGAAAGAGAGCCCUGGGGACGAGGUUGUUCUGUUGUUUUUUUACUAGUUUUGUAAGAGCUACCCUCGUAAGUGAGAGUUAAUUUAAACUGCUGCGUUAAGUUAAAACCUAGAGCUUGUCCAACUUGAAAGGUGAUUUUUACAGUCUCUAUUUCGUUAGCAUGUUUUUUUAUGGUUCAAUAAUCUCUGUAAUGGAGCUGAUUUUUCCGGGAGUUUUGCGCUGUCGUUUCUUGUUUUGAUCAAUGCUUUUUUGAUUAACUGGACGGAAGGAAAAUAAAACGGGAAAGUGGUAAAAACACGUUGUGUAAUUCUGUGCACACGAUUUGACAAUUCACAACAAUUCUGAUACCCUUGACAGCUUUUAUCACGCGUGCCUUUAUUGAUCGUUUUUGUUUUGAUAUUAUCGCUAUGCAUUUUUUUUAUUUCUGCAUUUACACAUCUUUAUAUAGCGUAUAUUAUUUAGCUUUUUUUUGUUGUACAUGAAUGUAUAUAAGUAGAAUCUCAUGGUAACAUUAAAAUUUGUUUUUUUGCGA